AUGACUGUCCACACGCACACCUACUCCCGAACGGGCAGCAGCGGAAGCACCAGCACUACCGGUAGCGGCACUAGUGGUCUUUUCGACUCUCCCACAUCGACAACCUCAACGGAAUCUCCGCUGCUUUGGGGCGCGAACACCAACACCAGCAGCGGCAGUGGCAGCAGUGGCAUUGGCAGUGCAAACAUGUCCACUUUUUCGGCGACUAAGCGCGACCAUGUCAAUGCCAACAGCUACUGCGGCCGGCACUCUUCGGAAUUCUUGUUUGGCGGGAAGGGCUUGGGAGAUUUGUGGAAGGCUGUGACGAAGAAGUAG
Dichotomopilus funicola is the source of this 315-nucleotide messenger RNA. RefSeq lists its product as uncharacterized. The record is from RefSeq and is a predicted model, not a curated record. Lineage: Eukaryota; Fungi; Ascomycota; Sordariomycetes; Sordariales; Chaetomiaceae. The transcript has 2 exons. The coding region runs from base 1 to 315 and encodes 104 amino acids.